This is a messenger RNA of Megalopta genalis, 4820 nucleotides long. The record is from RefSeq and is a predicted model, not a curated record. Lineage: Eukaryota; Metazoa; Arthropoda; Insecta; Hymenoptera; Halictidae.
AAUAUGGAGGACUUGACAGUUGCGUAAUCCGUCGUAAAGUUAAAGCGAAAAGAAAACGAUCUGUUAAAUACGUGUUCGUUAAAUUUUAACGAUCUAUUGUUGCUCGAUCGAUGAUAAUCACUUGACAAGUACUAGAUUAAUAAACAGAUUAUGGACAACGAAUUCGAUUCCAACGACGAGGUGGAGAAAGAUGAACUAGCGGACGACGACGACGACGACGACGACGACGAGAAAGGACAAGGAGAGUUGAAGGACGAGAAGACUGCGACACAACGGAAAGAUGGCGACGAUGUAAAUCGUUUCGAGAGUUCAGCCGACGUCUACGCGUUGUUCGGCCAGGAUGUCGAUGACGAUACGAAACUCAAUAAAGAAUGGGACGUCGAGGAAUGGGAACGAUCUCCGUCCAAAGAAACGAUCGACUCGGAGAAGGAGGCGAAGGAAAUGGCGUAUCUCGAUGUCGAGCACGAGCCGAAAGAAAGACGCAGAACCAUUUACGAGCUGGACUCGUAUUCCUCCACCGGUCUCUCGGCCGUGGACGUCCUCAAGCUUAGCUCGAUGGACAUUGAACCUGAGCCUCGAAAAGAAGUUCGAUACUCGAUAUCAUUGGGCAUGCCAGGCAUAGCUAGGAUAAACUUAUCGCCGUUGACGCAAAAGGUGAUCGGUUGCGUGAUCGGGGAGAACGUCAGCACCGAGUAUCCGUGGAUAUUCGUCCGGAAGGAGAUAAUCGAGGACAAUAUAGAUCUUCACGAAGAGAGCAGCGACUUUUUGCCGGUGAAAGACGAGAUACGCGAGUUCGCUGAGCAGAAGAUACUUAUCGGCUACAUGCCGUCGCUGACGCAGGAGGGCCAGUUCUACAUUUGUUUGACCAUCGAGGGACAACGCGCUAUGGUGGAGUACAUUAAAAGGCAGAGGGAGGAGCACGAGAACCGUGUCAGAAACACGGUUUACAAACCGCUGGGCAAAUGGCAAGAAUUGGGAAGCGCCGACGAGAUUGAAACGACCAUCGUUGCCAAGACAAGGCCGCUCCUGGAGAUCGAGUUUGUGUCUACGGCGGACGUGCUCAACGUGGACCUGGAUUUGGUGGACAGAACGGCGAACGAACAGAAGGACGGGUACAUCGAGCUGCUCCCUUAUCGCGAGGUCUUUCAAAAUAUUUCCCGGAGGUUGAUGUGCGCUGCUACCCAAGUAACGCCGCAGAAUAGAGACUCGGAGACGCAGACGGUGAUUUCGACGCCGGCGAAUCGCUGGACCCAAUAUGGAUACGGGUACGAGUCUCCGGACAUUUCUUCCUUCACCGAAGAGCAACUGGAACAACUGAGAAUCUUCCUGCACCGUUUCACGGACGAAGUGUGCGACGAACUUCUAUUAAACGCCACAUGGGACAUCUAUUCGAACGAUUACAUGAAUCUGGUGCGCGACUCAAGGGAUACACAAUGGUCCGUACCUAGAAUUUACAAGGAAAACCUGAGCUUUCACGACGGUACCCGUGUGGUGGAGAAGGUGAUCAACGACAUCGCGUGGCAUCCGUUAUGGACCGGGGUCCUGUUUGCUGCCUACACGCGGUACUCGAAGAGUCAUCGCCUAGUGGGCCCCAAGUCGCACGAAGAUGUACUGAAAGCCGACGACGAUAAUUACGUUCUGACAUGGUCGUUUAACGACAGUCUAACGCCAAAACUGGUUCUCGAAUGCACAAGGGAGGUGACCGCGGUCGCCUCGAACCCGUUGGACGCAAACCUGAUUGUAGGGGGCUGCGCGAACGGCCAGAUCGUGCUGUGGCAUAUCCCCGGGAAGAUCGAGCAAAUUGAAACGGUGCCGGUGAGCACACCGACCCAGAUAAAGUACAAGCUCGCCAUAAAGAACUUGACCACAUGGCUGCGGCAAGUGUCCGCCACUUACGUUGUCAAGCCCACCCUGUUGUCCUCGCUGAAAGAAAGCCAGAAAGGUGAAAUAACCAAUAUAACGUGGCUCUCGCCUUACAGCACGGUCGACGAGAACGGUGUAGUAUCGUCGUUGCCGGAGGACACAAGCGUGGACGAUUUGAGCACACAAUUUGUUACUUCGAGCACGGACGGCACGAUAGCCUUCUGGGAUUUAAAGUUAGCGUGAUCCGCCUUCGUUCGACAUAUCAAAGAAACCCAACGGGUCGCCAAGAAGAAGGCGGCGAUGAAACGGCCGGAAACGCUGCAACCCUUGUCGCCGUAUAAACAUCUCGAUCGCAUCUUCCGGCCGCACUAUCUGCUGAUCGUCCAUCAUCCCGACGUCAGCCGUAGAGUCGUGAUCUCCACCCUCACCAUUUUCGUGCCGGAGUUCCAGAAGCAACGCGUCGAUCUUACCCAGUCGUCGAAGGACGUCACCGUUAGAAGAUACUUUAAAAAUAUAGUCAAGAAGCCGGACUACGAAAUGCAGCCGAGCAUGUUUCUCGGCACCGUCGAAGGUGAUUUCGGUUGCGUCAAGUGGAGAGGAUACGAUUUCUCCACCGGCAUGACCGUUAACACCGAAGUCUGCGAGUGGUCUUGGUGCAGAAAGGUGCACGACGGCCCGAUAACUCACGCGAUCCGGUCGAGGAUCUUCAGCGAUUUAAUAGCGACGAUAGGCGGCAAAAUAUUUGCCAUUUGGAAGGAAACCUUAGACGCCCCGUUGAUAUGGAAGAAAUCGACCGUCGGGUACACGGCUGUGUUUUGGGGACGUUCGCGUCCCACGGUUCUGAUCCUGGCUCGCAUGGACGGCACCGUCGAAAUUUGGGACUUUUUCGUUAAAAGCGAAGAGCCAUGCAUCACGCAGAGCCUGUCCGGUCGCAUCAUCACAGGGAUAUACAUACACCUGUUGGACUUGGACCCGUUGUGCGUAGGAUUCUGCGAUUACAACGGCACCUUGCGGAUGUUUCAUCCUCCGUCCACGUAUCUCAAAUACGACGGAAGCAACGAACGAUGGAUGGCUCAUUUCAUCAAGCAACAACUGCUAAGGACAGAGAACUGCAAGAAUUGGCGGAACUGGUGGCGCGAGACUCACCGCGAGAUCAUCGAGGAGAAACAGAGACUGAUGGAGCGGAUCACGCGGAAAAAGGAGCUGGAACAGGAAGACAAAGCCGGGGGUCAAUUAACGGAGACAGACACGGCUGCGGUGGAAGUAACAAAGACGUCUGUACGCGACACCGACGAAUACGCUUCGACGUGUACUCGCAAUCAGAGAGUCGUUCGACUUAAAAAACCGUGGGAGAUGAUCGAGGAAGCGCGCGCGCGAUGGAAGCAGAUGCAGCUGAGACGCAUGCAGCAUGUGCUCCUGGAAAAGAAGGGCCUGAGAAAGGAUGAGCUGGAAAGGCAACGCGAGCCAAUACUCAGGAUGCGCGAGGAGACCAAGAGGAGGAGGGAGAAGUUGAAGGAGAAGCUGGAUUCGCGGGCCAAGAUUUUCGAGCACACCGUGAGCGUAUUUUUCCCGGAACGUCCGACUGAGGUCAAGCCUGUGUCGGUGAGCUCGAUAGGCUCGGGUAUCCCAAGGAGAACCCGCAUCGAUACAGCGCUGGUGGAUAAGAUAUUGCAAGGAGAAGUAUUACAGGUGAAUCAGCGAGGAAGGCGCAUUAGAUCUAUGAGAAAUACGAUGCUCGAUGACCGAGACGUUUCCGAGAUUGAUAUCGCUGAUCGGAAACGUUGGCACAGCUCUUCCCGAGGCGCGUAUUCUUUCCUUGUUCUUGGAAAAUUCAUAAUUAAAAAUCUCCGGUUUUCCUACCGUCGCGGCCCCAUUGUCAUUCCCAGCAUAAAUCGCGACCGAUUGUUCGUUGCUAAUCAAACUAAAUAUACGUAUCUCUCUGUUCGUUCCAAGGCUACCACUUAUGUCGAUCCGGACGAGCUGAUCGUGCAGCAUUUCGUGGAGACGCAGUCGAAGAUGUUGACGUUCCUGCGAGAAAACAAGUUGACUCACACGUUCGAUUGGCGGAAAACGUUGCGCGAAGGAAAAUCGAGGCGCGUUGACAUGGAUCACAUGCUGGAGCACAACACUUAAACGGCGAAACGGGAAUGCAAAAGAGACAGAUUGUUGUUCCGUUCGAGAAGAAGCAUCGUGGUUUAUCUGUAUGCGCGUGCAAUCGCUCGUGCGACCCGACACUAGAUGGCAAUUGGAAUAUGUAUUACGAACUCAAUGCCGCCGUGAUUGGCUCUGAAAGACUUCCAGCAAAAGAAAGAAAACAGUUCCAGUUCUGAGCUAUCUCAUUUUCGGAUAUGCUCUCUGUUUAAAUCGUUCUGUGAUCGCAGAACAUCGUCACCGACGUACGACUCUCAAGAGUAACUUCCUUCCACUCCGUGUAUCCUUCAUUUUUUACAACCUGGAAUAACCUUGAACGACUUGUCGAGGCUAACGAGGCAGCAAACGGCUUAUAACACACAGAUCCGUAUCCAUUUGCUCCUGACACUGUCGGAACUGUUUACCAAUUGGAUCAGGGCUGUCUAAAAUGUGGCCAGGAGGGCCACAACAGUUCUUUAGACGAUGCUAUGGACAAUUAUACAGGGUGUUCAACGAAACGGUCGCACCGAUUUUUAAGGGAUUUACGCUAAUCUGACGAAAAAAAAUGUUUGGAAUACAAAUUAAUGUGUACUUCGAGGAAUACGAAUUGCAGAAAUAAAAAUUUCGGAAAAUCGUUUCAUUCGAUAAAAAACACAUGGUCACCAUGACUUUCUUAAACGGCACUACGUAUUUUUAAACAUACAUGCAACUCAGGAUCAAUAUUUUCGUUACCGAUUGACAGCAAUAUAUAAUUAGAUAAAUGCUCUUACAUAACUUGUACUGAAUUAUUGAGUAUAACGCUAUUUCAGCAACAGAUCGGAUCAGAA